Molecule: messenger RNA, 426 nt
Organism: Entamoeba invadens IP1
Lineage: Eukaryota; Evosea; Mastigamoebida; Endamoebidae
Exons: 3
Coding region: 1-426 (141 amino acids)
Source: RefSeq, a predicted model, not a curated record
AUGAUCGUCCUUAACGUCUCACUGUUUUUCAGAAUCUGGGUUGCUUUUAUUGGUCUUUUGAUUUUCUUGACCGGAUUAAUCCACUUGUGUUGCAACGGAUUUGGCUCGUUCAAGAUUUCAGGAGUAAAUACACAAGGCGCGAUCGUAUGCUCGAUUGUUGCGUUGAUUAUGUUACUCUCUGGUCUUUGCACACUCCUUUCACCGUUUUUGGGAUACAUCCCAUUCCCAGUCAUCCGUAGAUUUGGAAGCUUCUUCUCACCAUAUGUAGUUAUUCCCUGGUUUUUCAUUCAUGGUGUUGUGUGUCUCUUCAUGACGGGUAUAUUCGGGUUGAUUGUCGCAAUCUUCUGCUUCAUCACUGUUGUCGUGUCGAUUGUUGGUAUCUUCUUCAGUUUCUUCGCAGGACAAGAUGACGAGGAGAAACACUAA